Eremothecium cymbalariae DBVPG#7215 is the source of this 3120-nucleotide messenger RNA. RefSeq names its product sulfite reductase subunit alpha (gene MET10). Gene Ontology annotation, molecular function: sulfite reductase (NADPH) activity; FMN binding; flavin adenine dinucleotide binding. The coding region runs from base 1 to 3120 and encodes 1039 amino acids. NCBI's taxonomy places the organism in Eukaryota, Fungi, Ascomycota, Saccharomycetes, Saccharomycetales, Saccharomycetaceae. Gene Ontology annotation, cellular component: cytosol. The transcript has a single exon. The record is from RefSeq and is a predicted model, not a curated record.
AUGGGGUUGAACAUUGUGACUAAUCCCUUUGGAAUUCCAGCUGAACCGUUAUCUGGCGUACAAUAUGCUUCUCCAGUGACAGCUAUAAAUUCUGUUUUGUUUGAUAAAGUAGAUUCGAUAUUCAGUUAUAAAUCUGCAGUCGAGGCAGAUCUUUUUGAUAGUGCUUUGAAAAAGUGGUUAUCAAAGCCAGGAUCACCUUAUUUUAUGGAAACCCAGGUUAGGUCGGGGGCUGGGCUAAUUCCUUUAGGGUUUAGUAAUGGAAAGCAUGGUUUGGCGAGUAUUAUCGCACCAGGAUAUGCAUUAAGUUACUUUGUACCUUCUUUUAAGAGAUAUCAUGGUGCAGAGACAAGUUUUGCUUUCAAUGUUGGAACUUUCGGGUAUGAUGAUACAACUGGUGAAAUAGUUAGUGAUUAUAUUGGUCCACUAAAGGCUGCUUCUGAAUUAGGUUAUCCGUUAGUGAUUCCUCUCUGUCCUCAAGAGAUAAAGAAUACAACGUUACUCACGUUAUUAUUGGCUAAAUAUGGCACUGAUCUGGGUGCUAUCCAGCUAUUUGAUGGUCCUACUUAUUCCAGGUCUAUUUUAAAGCUUGAAACAGGUGAUAAUGGUGAUAAUACUAUAGAAUCGUUCGAUUUGGAUUCUGGAUCUUCUUUUGAACAGAUUUUGCAGAGGUUCAAUGAAGUAUCUGGAGCCAAUAUUGGUAGUUUUGAAUAUGUCGGUGAUAAAACAGCAGAAACCGUUUUUGUUGUCACUGGGUCUGUAGAAAGUGCUUUGUUCACCAAUACUUUAAAGGGGGUUGAAGCCUCUGGGCUAGGAGUGCUUACUGUUAGGAUUCCACUUCCAUUUGAUCAACGGCUUUUUGCUUCAAUGAUACCAUCUUCUGCUAGAAAUAUAAUUGUUAUUGGCCAAUCCCUUGACAAUUCUCCAUCUUGGUUGAAGUGCACAGUGGCUACAGCUUUGUUCUAUCAAGGCGUUAAGAAUGUCAAAGUAUCUGAGUAUAUAUACCAGCCAUCAUUCAUCUGGUCUCCAAAGGCAGUUGAAGAUAUUAUACGCACAUUCUCCGCAUCCUUCAUGGUACCAAUAUCUGAGAUCGUAGAUAAAUUUAUUUACUGGGCCCCAGAUUGUAGCAAGGAGUUAGACGUUUCCUCUAGAUUGGUUCACAGCUUGUCUUUGGUCGAUGGAUAUGACACUACAUUGCGGACUAAAUUUGAUAAUAUUAGUAAUGCAGGCUUGUUCCAAGCUCAAUUUUCGACCUUCCCGACAGAAGUGCCUCAAGUUAUUUCGAAUAUUGAUGUUGCUGACAUUGGUGUUGUUUCUGACAUUUCGGUCCUUCAAAGCUUAGAUGUUACUGCUAAUAUCAAGGACCGUGGUACUAUAUUAAUUGUAUCAAAAACCUCAUUAAAGGAAAAAGAUUUGACCCAAGAGACCACUCUCGCAAAAGAUCUAAAGCUUCCAUUGAGCUUCAUUAACUCUGUUAAAAAAAAAGAUAUUAAAAUAGUAUUUAUUGAUGCAGAAACUAUUGGCGAUAGAGAGGAGACUAAAGGUCGUACGUUGUCAUUUGUUAUGCAAGCUGUAUUUUGGAGAUAUGCUUAUGGGUUGGAACUUGGAGAGAGCGUGAAAAGAAUUUGGAAUUCUUCUGGACAAUAUAUUGAAUUGUUGGCUGCGGUAUUAUCAGAUAUGUUAGCUGAUGCAUUGGCAGUGGGGUUGUUCGAAGUGUGUGGCAGUUCAAUUUCUAUUAGUGCCACAGGAAAUGAAGUCGAGGAACCAAAGAGUGAAAAUGGUGAGGGGCAGGAAAAUAAACUUCCAAUAUUUCUUAAGGAAUCUUCCUUCGUACCAAAUCCCCGAGAGGUGGCAGAUCAUUCGGAGACUAAUGUGGGAAGUAUUAUUAACGUUUCGAAAGGGUUUGUUUUUAAAGAAGCAUAUGGUGCUGAGGUAGCUCUAAGGCCGGACUUACCUGUCAAGAGUUAUAUUGUGAAAGUUAAAGAAAAUAGGCGUUUAACCCCUGAGGAUUAUGACAGGAAUAUCUUUCAUAUAGAAUUUGAUAUUACUGGCACUGGUUUGAAGUACGGUAUUGGAGAGGCUUUAGGAAUCCAUGCUAGGAACAAUGAAGAGUCAGUUAAGGAAUUCCUCAAAUAUUAUGGUCUUUGUGAAAACGAUGUCAUCGCUGCUCCAAAUAAUUCUAAUCCAGAAAUAUUGGAGUCCAUUUCUGUCCUGCAAUUAUUUAGGGAUAGGUUGGAUUUACUUGGUAAACCUCCCAAGAAGUUUUAUGAAUCCUUAGUCGAGUUUGCUACAGAUGAAACUGAAAAACAAAAACUGCAAGAUUUAGUCACUCCAGCUGGUGCGGCUACGCUCAAAAAUUAUCAGGAAGUUGAAUAUUAUACCUAUGUAGAUAUCCUUGAGUUAUUUCCAUCAGCACGACCACCGUUGAAAGAUUUGGUUAACAUGAUAUCUCCACUAAAGAGAAGAGAAUACUCAAUUGCUUCUUCGCAAAGAGUUCACGAAAAUGAACUACAUCUAUUGAUAGUCGUAGUCGAUUGGGUGGAUCCGCGUGGCAGGAAAAGGUACGGCCACGCUUCGAGGUAUUUGUCAAAAUUACUUGUUGGAACUGAGCUGGUAGUCAGCGUUAAACCAUCUGUAAUGAAAUUACCACCAUCUCCUGAACAGCCAGUUAUAAUGUCUGGUCUAGGAACUGGAUUAGCGCCAUUUAAAGCGAUUGUUGAAGAAAAAUUGUGGCAGAAACAACAAGGCCAUGAUAUUGGUGAAGUGUACUUGUUCCUUGGCUCUAGGCAUAAAAGAGAAGAAUAUUUAUAUGGUGAGUUAUGGGAAGCCUACAAAGAUGCUGGUAUUAUCACACAUAUUGGUGCCGCAUUUUCUAGAGAUCAACCUCAAAAAAUCUAUAUUCAAGACCGAAUUCGAGAAGUUUUAGAUAAAUUGAAAACAGCUAUGAUCGACAAACGUGGAUCGUUUUAUUUGUGUGGACCUACAUGGCCUGUCCCUGAUAUUAGCCACGCAUUACAAGACAUUAUUGCAGCUGAUGCUAAAGAAAAAGGUAUUCAAGUAGAUUUGGAUAAUGCGAUUGAGGAAUUAAAGGAGACUUCAAGAUAUAUUUUGGAAGUCUAUUGA